This is a messenger RNA of Ordospora pajunii, 1551 nucleotides long. RefSeq names its product 16S rRNA methyltransferase RsmB/F. The record is from RefSeq and is a predicted model, not a curated record. Gene Ontology annotation, molecular function: tRNA (cytidine-N5)-methyltransferase activity; tRNA binding. The transcript has a single exon. Gene Ontology annotation, biological process: tRNA methylation. Gene Ontology annotation, cellular component: cytoplasm; nucleus. Bases 1 to 1551 code for a protein of 516 amino acids. NCBI's taxonomy places the organism in Eukaryota, Fungi, Microsporidia, Ordosporidae.
AUGACAGAGGCAGAAUACAUGGAGUACUACAGAGAAACGUUGGGAUUGGCGGAGGAUGACUUUGAGAAGCUGAGUGCAUCAACCAGGACAGGCCUUCCGUACUCGUUCCGUGUUACAAAGGGCCCAAUGCAUGAUCGGAUAGUUCAAAGGAUUGAGCAGUAUCCGUUUGUGAAUAAAAUACAGUACUUGAAUGAUGUGUAUGAGUUCUGCAAGACCAAGGAUCCAUCGAGUGAUUACCAAAGAUUUGUGGAGUUUCUUGUAAAGCAAACAGCCAUAGGGCUUAUACAGCGGCAGGAGAUUGUCAGUAUGAUUCCUGUCAUGCUAAUGGAUCUCAAGAAUGACUCAAAAGUGAUUGACAUGUGUGCAGCACCUGGAUCAAAGGCCAAGCAGGCUCUUGAGAUAGUCACUGAUGGGUUAGUGAUAGCAAAUGAUGUGAAUGCAAAAAGGCUGAAUGUGCUUGUGAGCGAGACAUCCAAGAAGCCGAAUAGAUCGCUUAUUGUAACGAAGCAUGAUGCAUCUGUGUUUCCCAAGGUGUAUAUGGAUGGCCAAGUGGAAUUUGACCGUGUGUUCUGCGAUGUUGUGUGCUCAAGUGAUGGCACCAUCCGUAAGAACCCGAAUGUGUUUGAUGAAUGGAAGAUUUCAAGAGGAGUAGGGCUGUCUGAGCUGCAAUACAGGAUUCUGAAGAGAGGAUGUGAGCUUGCUAAGGAAGCAGGAUUGGUGGCAUAUUCGACGUGCUCGUUGAAUCCAAUUGAAAACGAAUGUGUAGUGCAGAGAAUUUUAUUGGAGGGCGAGUUUGAGCUAGUUGAUUUUAGAAAUGACACAAGGCUUUGCCUUUUCCCGAUGGAAUCUGAUGGCAAACAGCUUGUUUUCAGGCAGGGGCUGCGGACAUGGAAAACAGCGGGCGUUUCCAAUAACCCGAGGCAUCGGCCUUGUGAAGAAGAUCUUGGUCUGGAGAGAUGCAUCAGGCUGUAUCCACACGAUCAGAAUACUGGAGGAUUUUUUAUUGCGAUCUUACGAAGAAAGAUGCGAUCGCAGGCAUCUCAUCCUGAAGAAUGCACAUCAAAGCAAAAAUGUAUGCAGCCAAAGCAUUGUCGAAUUGAAUUUAUGGCUAAAGAUGACAAAGACAAGUUGUUUCGAGAGUAUUCUAUUUCUAUGGAGGGAGAGCUGUAUAAGCGAGGCGAAAGAAGCCUAAGUAUUGUUUCGUGUUUAGCAAGCAAGAUUAUUAUGAGCAAUCCGAAACUUAAAGUUGUAUCUGCUGGAUACCGAAUUCUGGAAAAGUCUGGGCUGGAUCGUUGUGAGUUUUACCUGAAGAAUCUUUUUUAUGUUGGUCAUGAGUUUGUGGAUUGCCGUGAGAUCCACUUGGACUGUUUUAGAUUGCUGCUGAAUGAUGUUUUUGUCAGCAAUGACACUCUAGGAUUUGAAUGUGUGGGCAUUUCGGUCAUCAGGGUUCAAGAGAUCGGAAUUGUCCUCUGUGGAUAUGGCAACACGAUGUCAUUUACACUAUUCAUGAACGACAAUCUGAGAAAGGCACUUAAGGAGCUUGUUUCAUGA